AUGCUGCCGCCCAUUGCAAGCAGGCCUGAAGAGGAGGACGAAGGCCCGCUUCAGGUGGAAGGAACCAAAAGAAGUAAUAGCUACAAAAGACCCAGUCAGCCCAUAAGCAGACCCUCAAACCAGGACUCUCCUACCAUCAUAGGCAAUGCCUUCGGCUUCUUCAGAGGUAGACAAGAUCCUCAGGAAAUGCGCUACCUGAGUGAAGAUGAGCAACAAAGAUACGACGCUCCUUAUUCUGGAGGAAGCGAUCAUGAAGCAGAAAAUGGAGAGGCUCCUGAAGCCGUACACGAGGAUACUCCUGAACCUCAAGGAGAAGUUCCCGGAGCCUCGAGAUCCACGAUCUUCCGUCCCAACAUUUUUGGAAGAAGCACUCCCGAAGGCCAUUCCAGCUCGAAAAUUGGAGAAGGCACUGUCGAAGAUGGGAAAGCUCCAGGCAACCGCCCUAGAGGUCUCUUUACCAUCUUCAGAAAGAAAAACAAAGACAGAGACCGCAGAACCAGUGCUUUGGAGUUGGAGGACGGUGCAAUCGCAGAGGACGACGGCGAGGCUGAAACCAGAGAGCGUGCUUUGGUUUUGUUGGAGUCCUUGAGUUUGGGUACUCCUGCUAUCAACCUUCUUGCAUCGUGUUUGUGUGAGGACGAAUACGGAAUCGCCAGAGCCCCCCUUCUUCUUACGCUUUUGGGUUUGAAAGUGAACGACACGUCUACUACACCAUUGAAGAGAAACAGAAGGUUCCGCAUUGACCUUGAAUACGGCGUCGCUCCGCGUCGUUUCAAGUGGUCCGUUGAAAGGAACGCCAAAGAUCUAUUAUACUUGCAUUCCAGACUAAAAUUGCUGGCAUUUAGGGGGUCCCUCAAGUCUGACGAGUUGCCCAGGUACCCUGUACCACCUCUUUUCAGAAGAAAUGACCGCAGCAUCAUGCGUCAAACAAACAAAAGGCUCACGACCAGACCAGAUGAAACACUUACACCAAACCGGGAACGUACGGAUGCCCAGACUCCAACUGGCGAUGAUCGCUCGAUCCUCAGCGGUGGCACAAUGCGUAACCCUCUAGCUGCUAUACGAUCUCACUUGAGUAUGGCAUCUGCAGCAUCGUCUCUUGAAAAUGCUUCUCCAGAACAGUUGCAGACUUUCAUGAAGAUCAACCAGCGGUAUGUUGCCGACGUUCAAAAAUAUCUAUAUGACCUCAUCACCCUCGUCGCCUUACGUCCACAGUCGAACAGACUCUUCCAAUUCUUCGAGGUCUCGCCUAUCUCCUCGCUUUUAAGUUAUGAAACUGGUUUCAUUGGAAAGCAAGGCGUUGUCCACAUUGGUGGCACGACAAAGUCACAGGGCUGGCGAGUCGGCCAUUUUAAGGCCAAUGACUUAAAGGGCAUGGUGGACAGACGUUCCGAAAAAUGGUUGUUGGUGAGAAAUUCUUACGUGACAUACGUGUCUGACAUCAAUUCUACCACUCCUCUUGAGGUCUUUUUGAUAGAUAGCUCAUUCAAGAUCACUCACAAAGGACCCGGACUUGACCAACAAGAGAGAGGCUCUGAUUCUGAAUCUGACUAUGAAGACCACUCGAUUAAAAUCACGGGCGAUGUCAGCACACCAAACCACAUCCACAGAAAUGUUUUCAAACACCUCAAAAUCGUUCUUGAGAACUCGGAACGAAAGCUUGUCAUCAUACCAAAGUCUACCAGAGAACAGAGGCUUUGGUUGCAUUCUAUCGACAAAAUGGUCAGACAAUCCAUUUGGAGCCAACCCAACCGUUUCCACUCAUUCGCUCCAGUAAGAAAGAAUUGUUAUGCCCAAUGGUUCGUGGAUGCAAGAGAUUACUUCUGGGCCGUUUCGUCGGCCAUUGAGAUGGCAAAGGAUACGGUUUUCAUUCAUGAUUGGUGGCUUUCACCUGAGCUCUACUUAAGAAGACCCGCUAAUGGUAAUCAACAAUUCAGAAUUGACAGAUUGCUUCAGAGAAAAGCUCAGCAAGGAGUGAAGAUUUUUGUCAUAAUCUACAGAAAUGUUGGUACAACAAUCCCAAUUGACUCCCUUUACACGAAGCACUCCAUUCUUUCGCUUAAUCAGGAGAACAUCCAUGUGAUCAGAUCUCCUAACCAGCUUCUCCAGAAUACAUAUUUCUGGGCCCAUCACGAAAAGAUUUGCAUCAUUGAUCAGACUAUGGCUUUCAUGGGAGGAAUUGAUCUUUGUUACGGUAGAUACGAUACCCCUGACCACGUUCUUGUCGAUGAUACUCAUGUCGACUUUGCCCACCUCGAUACUGAGACGUUGACACAAGAAGAGUUUGAAGCAUUUAAUGUCUUCCCUGGCAAAGAUUAUUCCAACACUCGUGUUAAGGAUUUCUCCAACUUAGACAAGCCGUACGAGAACAUGUACGACCGUUCCGUGGUUCCUAGAAUGCCUUGGCACGACAUCCACAUGUGUACCACCGGUCAGCCAGCCAGAGAUUUGUCUCGUCAUUACGUGCAACGUUGGAACUAUCUUGUGAGGCAGAAGCGUCCUUCUAGACUCACUCCUCUUUUGACACCUCCACCUGAUCUUACCGAUGAGGAAGUCCGUGAAAUGGGUCUCAAUGGUAGCUGUGAGGUACAGAUGCUUCGUUCUGCUGGAAACUGGUCGUUGGGAUUGAAGGAACAUGAACAGAGUAUUCAAGACGCCUACUUGAAGUUGAUCGAAACCUCCGAGCACUUUGUUUACAUUGAGAAUCAAUUCUUUGUCACCUCGUGCUUGAUUGAGGGCACUGUCAUCGAGAACCGUAUCGGUGACGCUUUGGUGGAGAGAAUUAUUCGUGCAUUCAAUGAAGGGAAGCAAUGGAAGGCCAUAAUUUUGAUUCCUCUCGUUCCCGGAUUUGAAUCUUCGGUCGACAAGCCUGAUGGAUCCUCCGUCAGAGUGGUUAUGCAAUGUCAGUACAUGUCCAUUUCUCGUGGUCCAUCGUGUCUUUUCGCAAAGCUCAGAAAAUAUGGCAUUGAUCCCGAUAACUACAUUCAAUUCUUCUCGUUGAGAAAGUGGGGCUGCAUUGGACGUGAUAGAAACCUAGUCACAGAACAACUAUACAUUCAUGCGAAGACCAUGGUGGUCGAUGACAAGUAUGCCAUCAUCGGAAGUGCAAACAUCAACGAAAGAUCCAUGCGUGGUCUCAGGGAUUCUGAAGUUGCAGCUUUAGUUUGCGACCGUGAGACCAUUUCUUCUACAAUGAACGGAGAGAAGUAUACUGUUGGAAAGUUCCCCCACACUCUCAGAUUGAGAUUGAUGAGAGAGCAUCUUGGUAUCGGUGUUGAUGUUCUCGACGUCGUUGAAAGAAAGUUUGACAAGUUUGAGAAGUUUGCAGAGACCGAGGAAGGUCUCAAGGCUUGCACAAAUGAUUUCAAGAAACCCAUCAACAGGAGAAUCUCUGCCGUAGUGGAGCUUGCUAGUCGUGAGAUCUUGAACCAACCCGAGGGAACCGCCAGAUGGAAAGCCCACUGCAAGAAGUUUGGUUUGAGAUCAAAGCCUCCUCUUAUUCCUGAAGACAUCAAGUAUGAGGAGGGACCAAAGCCAGCUUUAUUACCACUCUCCUUCAACAACAGAACGGGUCCUCAUGAAGCUAACAGAGGUAUAAGAGAUAAAAAGAAGCAUUCCUAUGAUGCUCGUGUUCAACAUAGUGACGACCACAAACGUGAUGUUUACGGUGUUGGUGUCGACAAGUAUAGAACACGUUUGGGACAAAAAGCACGCCUCGAUAGCGCUCGCUUCAUCCGUGACUUGGCCAAGGAAGUUUUUGAUCAGCAGCCAGGUGCACAGUUCCUUCCUGAUCUUGAAAAUGUUAAGGCAUUCCUCGAACUGGAUGAUUCAGAUUAUAGUGCUGAUAUGACCGAGGAGAACGAAGAACUUCUUACCGAGAGAAACAAGGAAAGAUGGGUCUUGUUGAAACGUAUCUCCUACUUGCAGCGUAUUGCGGUAAAGGAGUCACAACAGACGGCAAUUGAGCGCCAAAAGAGAAUUGCUGCGGGCCUUCCUCCAAGCAUAUACGAUUUUGGGUCUGUCGAUGGAACCCCAACAGCCAAAUCAACCACUCCUGCUCAGGAAACACUGAAUGAAGAUGGCAUAACCGAUGCUGUUGAGAUUUCGAACAAAAAGUCUGAUUCCCCGCCUGUUGAAGAAGUGGAUGCUGCAAAUGAUGCAGUCGAGCUUCUGAAUGACUAUGUACCCGUGGUCAGUUUGGAUGAGCAGCAGUUGAGGGAGCAGGUGCGUCAAAUCAACGUUCCUGGAGUGGAUAAUGUCUCUGCUUUCAUUGAUCCUUACGGAUUCGAGGAUCCAUUGGACCCCGAUUUUUACGAGGACAUCUGGUUUGAGAAUGCCAGGAGAAAUACGGAAAUCUUCAGACUCGUGUUCCAUUGCCAGCCGGAUGACGAUGUCGUCUCUUGGAAAGACUACAAGCGUUUCAUGAGGCUCGAGAAGGCAUUCAAGGUUGCUCAGGAAACCGAGGCUCGUAACAGAAGAGAGAGAUUCCGUUUCGAUGAUAACUCGACUGAUAGCCAGGCUACGAUCUACAUGAACGACAUCCCUAACGAGCGUGGUGGUAUCUUUGGUGACAUCCCAUCAUCGAACAACAGCAGUUCUACGGAUCUUCCAAGAAAUAACACCAAGCUGAAGUUUAAGGUCAAUGACAGGAUUGACGAAGGUAAUGAAGAAGAUGAAGAUAAAUUCCUUGAUGCCGAUGACAACGAGAAUGAUGCGGAUGGAGAUGACGAGGAGGAGUCUUCCGAGUCUUCUGGCAACGGCCAGCCCGAGCUUAAGAAGGCAAAGACAAAGCAAAGGCAAGCUACCAGAAUCAACAGAAAGAGGAGAGCUGGCACUUUCAGUGCCAGAAGAAAGGCCCACGCUGGAGAAAAGAUUUACGACAGGGAGUCUGCGGAAAGGCUUCUCAACGAGAUCCAUGGGCACCUUGUUUUGUUCCCUGCCGACUGGCUCGCCAGAGAGCUCGAGGGUGAUAACUGGUUCUUCAACACCGAUAGAAUCCCACCUAUUGAAAUUUAUGACUAG
Molecule: messenger RNA, 5022 nt
Organism: Candidozyma duobushaemuli
Lineage: Eukaryota; Fungi; Ascomycota; Pichiomycetes; Serinales; Metschnikowiaceae
Gene: PLD1
Product: phospholipase D
Exons: 2
Coding region: 1-5022 (1673 amino acids)
Biological process (GO): phosphatidic acid biosynthetic process; cell motility; intracellular signal transduction
Molecular function (GO): D-type glycerophospholipase activity
Source: RefSeq, a predicted model, not a curated record